Molecule: messenger RNA, 3096 nt
Organism: Stylonychia lemnae
Lineage: Eukaryota; Ciliophora; Spirotrichea; Sporadotrichida; Oxytrichidae
Source: the annotation of a GenBank genome assembly
AUGUUAAGAAAUACAACGAACUACUAGUAAAAUCCGACCCAACCGCUUGGCCAGCCAUCUUAGAAAUUAAACAUUUAAAACCAGGUGCAAGGCAAGAAUCAGGAUGCUAAUAGAUCUAAGCCUAAUUUCCAGGAGCAGGUUCGUCACAACAAUAACGAUAGCGACAUCUCUGACGAAGACAUGGGUGAUAUUGAUGAAAACGUAGUGAACAAUACUGCUGGUGGUGGUGCCUAAAACCAAAGAAAUCAAUAGCAAAGAAAUGAAAACUACGCCGCUCCUCAAUAGUCCUCCAAUUAAAACUCCUAUAAACUCAGAGGCAAUACUCAAAGCCCCCCUAAAUAUAAGUCAGCUGGUCAGUAUUAAUAAUAAAACGACUAAGUAAGUGCAAGAGGACAAUAGACAUAAUCACUUUUAAAGCAACCAGGAUUUCUUGCUUAAAAUGCUAAAUAGCAAACAUCAUCGUCACAGUCUUAAGAUAGUAGAAAAAUUGAAAUGCUCCAAAAGAUCUCAUCCCCAACUUAAUAAUCGAUACUGCCUCAUUAAAUUUAAGGUUAAAAUAUACAAAAGAAUCUGUAUGAAUCAAAUUAGGGUAUUAAUGGUUAGCUAAGCAUUGUAAAUGAGGAGAUAGGUGGAGGUCAGUUGCCAGAUCCCGAGCGUGAGACAGACUUCGGCAAGGCCUACAACAAGUUAGUGAAGAAGUUUUAUCAGGAGUAGGGUCCCAAUCUUUUGAUUCCUGAGGAAGAUUUAUACAAGGUUGAAUAGAGAGGUGUUAACAUUAAUGAAGUGCAAAGAAGAAUUUAAGAAGAUGCGUAGAAAAAAGAGGAAAAAAUCAGAAUGCUUAAGGCAAUUUAAGAAGAAAAAGAGCUUGAAGGUUGCACAUUCGCACCAACUAUGCUUACCAAAAAGAAGAAUAACGUUGGUGGGGAGAAGAGAGACCUCAAUAAGUUCUUGGAAGAUCAAUAGAAAUAUCUAGAACUGAAACAGUAGAAGUAAAAUGAAAGAAAGGAGAAGUAAUUGCAAUCCGAACAAUCUGUGAUGGUUACUUAACCAAUGGUAAAUGAGAAAUCAAAGAAACUAUUAGAGAAAAAAAAGAAGUUGUAAGAGGACUAAAAAGAGACUCUGACUAGAGAGGACACAAAGGAAGGCAAUGAGAAAUAAAAUUAGAGAUAGCCAGGCAGACCAGCCACUGGACAUCAGCAAGACAUGAAAAAGAGAUUAGCUAGCCCAUAAUCAAAUGAGACAUUCAAGCCAAAUAUUUCUAAAAAAUCUUCACAAAUAGCAGAAAGCAAAAGAGCUGGUUAAAAGAUUGAGGAUCAUCUAUUGCUAGAAGGCAAGAAGCUACAAGACAAGCAGGCUAAACGUAUUUUAGAUGAGAAGAACCAGAAAACCACAAAAGUAACUAAUAAGGAAAGUGAGAAGUACAUCAUUGCUAAGUUUAACAGAGAGUUUGAUCAUAUUAUUCAGGAGAUGUUUAAUGAUACUAAUGUACUGGAUGAUGCUGAUCCAAAGUCUAGAGUUUCAGAUGCAAGUCAUAACCUUCAGAAAAAUAUAAACUACCUUAGAUUAAAGGAGUUAUUAAUAGUAAUGGGCAUGAUAAAUGAAGCUGCUGCUAACGCAGAUUCAAACGAUAGAGCCUUACUUUAUGAACUUUGGAAAUUACUCAAUGGUGAAGAGAAGGAAGAAAUCGCCAUUGAUGAUGUCAGACUGGUUAUCAUGUCUAUACUCAGAAUGACAGAGCAUAAGAGGAUUGGCGGUGAAAGUUCUUAAAAGCAAACCUAAUAAGAAUUAGAAGAUCCAAAGAACUUUGGUUUCUAUAACAAUAAAGGCUAAUUCUGCCUUAGAACAGAGGAUAUUCACAAAAUUCAAAAGAUGUACAAUAUCUUCUACCUCAACAGACUUCAGCAUUUGGGGAGACUACUCGAACAAUCAAAACUCGAUAAGGCAAAUCAGGAGCAAUUCAAUUACAAGCCAUAACUCAAUGAAAAUUCAUCAAUCAUUGCUCAGAAAUACAGGCAAAAAGUAGCAGAUCAGAUUAAAGAAGAUAAAGUUACUACAUUUGAGUGGCUUGCUGCGGCAGGCAAUAAGUAAGCAUGGAGAGAUUAAGCCAAGCAAAUUCUUCAAGAAGAGGAAUUAAAGGAAUGCACCUUCAAGCCUUAAUUGAUCUCACAUAACCCCUAGUUAGAUGCUUCCAAGAGUUAGUCAACUAUCCCUUCUCAAGAUAAGUAGAGUGCAGUAGAAAAGAGUAAUAUUGGAGCAGGAUCUCAAAAGUACUAGUAACUUUAUGCUAUGGCCAAGCAUUAAAAGGAUAAGCAAGAUAAAACAAAGGAGGACUAUGAGUUUGAGAGAAACCAGCAGGAAUGUACUUUCCAACCUAAGCUUUAAUCUCAAGGAAAAUAAAGAAAUUAAGUGCAGCAGGAGCCACCUCACCUCUAAAAAGAUAAGCAUGUCUAGAAGUAAAUUGACAGACUUAACAAGGCCAGGGAGGAGAAGGAAAGAAUCAAGAUGUACACAGAAAGAGGUGCUAUGCCACCUAUUAAGCAACCAGGUGAUGCUAUGAACAUAAGUACUAUUUCAGCCACAAGCAAGAGACCAACUUAAACUAAUGCCUAAAAUGUCUAGAACAGAAGAUCGCCACAUGAGGGUCAGGCAAGAAGUAACACUGCCAACCAAUAAAUCAGAAAGAAGAUUGAGAACAACACCAAUAUUGAGUAUGAUAAGAAUGGCUCAAAUUCGAUCUUUAAUAACAACUUGUUGGGUUCCCCUGACAAAGAAGCCUUGAACAUUGAGAUGAAUGGCCACGGAUCACCAGAGUUGAGAGAUAGUGCUUAGAAGAGCACCAUUAGUGACAGGACACCACUCCUCUUCGUUGAUGUUAAUCUAGGUGGGGAUGCCUCCGAGAGAAUUGUUGUGUUUGAGGGAGAUACAGCUAGAGAGUUAGCACUUAGGUUCUGUGAGGAGCAUAACCUUGAUGAGGAUACACUUGAGAAGUUGGAGGAGCUCCUUUAAUCUCAGAUCUCAAGUGUCCUUACCAAGAUUGAGGAGGAAGAAUAGGAGAGCAACGCCUAGAGCCAUGACUAAUACUAAGACUAAGAAUGA